Molecule: messenger RNA, 867 nt
Organism: Gossypium arboreum
Lineage: Eukaryota; Viridiplantae; Streptophyta; Magnoliopsida; Malvales; Malvaceae
Exons: 4
Coding region: 225-629 (134 amino acids)
Source: RefSeq, a predicted model, not a curated record
GCGAGCUUACCUUAGAAUGUGGGGCCACUUGCCUUUUUUCUACCAAAUAAUAGUAAAACGCGCGAUUGCCCGCUGUUAUCGACCGAUAUUCUGCAGCUAUCGACAGUUUUUAAGGUUUUUAUUUUUUUUCUUGAGGAUUCGCGCGAUUUAUAUGGUAGAGGAGGAAAUGUUUGCAUAUAUUAAUUUUAAGGUUUUCAGGAGGAAAAACUUUUGCCUCUGAAACUAUGGCUCCAUUCUCUUUACGUAGCCGUCUUCAGGCUUCUGCGCUAAGCAAGAGGCGUCUCAAAUCCAAAGCCAAGCAUGGGAGGAAAGGGAUGAAGAACAUGGCGGAAAGCUUCAAAAGAUUGAAAUCUGAAAUGGAAGAAAUAAGCGAGGAACAAAAGAAUAUCAGGGAAGGGCAAAGGCAAGUUAAAGAAAAAUUCGGAAUCAUCGAAUCCGAGUGCCAGGAAUUGAAGAGGGAAACUAGGCUCAUAAUCCAGCAAAGUGCCAGAACUCAGGUUAAACUUGCUCUUAUGUUCCGCAUACUGAAAGCAAGGGAAGCCGGCGAGUUGAAUACCGCUGCCACUCUCACUGAAAUGCUCCGUGAAAUAGUAGGAAGAGAGAGGGAGGAAAGCAAAGCUGACAUCUGAAUGACUAUGAUAAGCUUCCUCGGUGCAGCUGCUCCAAAUGUUAAGAAAUAGAAGCGUGUGACAAUUAAGCGCGUGUUAUCUUUCAGCAUUGCCGUUUUGUUAUUAAGUACUGCUAAUCUACUUCGUUUUAAGUUUGGUAUGUUAAACUUAGAACUUAUCAAACUCUUUUUCUGUUGUGUGUCUAAGGUUGAAUAAACAAAAUAUGGAGACUUCAAAACAACAGAAGUUAAAAAGUUAA